GGGGGACAUGGUGUGGGGACGCAGAUGGGGCCCCUUCUGUGCUGGGACAUGGCAUGGACCGUGCGGGGCUCAACACACCCCCCUCUGCAAGGGGACACGCUGUGGAGGAUGCGGCAGAGGGACAUACUAUGGGCUCCUUCCCCUGGGUGACAGCAUGGGGACAUGGCACAAUCCCCUUUGCAGGGGUGUGGGGACAUGACACGUCCCCUCUCUGUGUGGGGACCCAGCAUGGGUGGCCUGGCCACUUCGCCAGAACUGUCCCCCCAGCGAUCCUUGGCUGAGGCCGGACUAACUCAUUGCUGGGAUAACGGGGCUGGGUUGGGCCACCCCCUCCCCUGGAAAUCCCCUGGGGGUGUCACCAGAUCCCCUCUUGCAGUCCGGGGGGGUCCCGCACCCCCGCGAGCACAUCCCUCCUGGCACCUUGUGAUGGCCCCGGGACCUGCUGCCUCCCUGCCACCAGCUGGAGAGGAGAAGCCAGCGGGGACUGCCGGAAAGGGGGACUAAUCCCCCAUCCAUGGCAGGGGGCAACCGCCCGGGGCUACCGGAGAGCAGCCCAGCACCCGGAGCCUGCGCCUGUCCCUCGUCCCCCCACCGUCCACGCCGCCGCCCAGGAGGCUCCCGGUGAGCCCCAGCCAUGUAGGCGCAGCCUGGGGCUCCGCCGAUGGCCACUGUCAACAUGCAGCAGGGCUACGCGGCCGUCCUGUGUGUCCUGGCUGUGCUGGGGCUGGAGGCCACUGCGCCGGGCGAAUGCGAGCUCACCCGCCUGCUCCAGGACAAGCUGCAGUACGAGAUGCGCCUGCAGUACAUGAAACACUACUUUCCCAUCGACUACACAGUCCAGGUCCAGUACGAAGAGGUGCUGAGGCCGUCCAACAUCACCCGCCUGCGCAAUGGGACAGUGUCGGAGACAGCACUGCGGUACCUCUGGUUCCAUGUCAGCUCCCAGGCAGUGCUGCGGAUCCGUGAGGUGCUGCCAGAGAAGCACCCAUCCUGGAAGUACACCCAGGAGCUGUGCCAGCUCUUUGACGCCCUGGGUGAGGAGUACAGCAAGUACCGGCAGACAGAUGUGGAGGCGGUGGUGGCCGACCUGGUGAAGCUGGUCCACAGCGCGGGCGCUGAGAGCCGGAGCAAGGCCGUGCGCCCCAAGGCACUGCUGGACAACUGCCUCAAGGUCAUGCGGAUGCUGUACGGAGUGCCCUGUCGGUGGGAGUCCACCUAACGCUGCAGAAGACCCCUCACUCAACACCUUCUCCUUGCCCUGGAGCCUCGGAUGCUGCCUCUGCUCUGCCACUCCCAGCAGAGCCCCAGAGGGGUUCCCAAGGAAGGUGCAAAGGUGGGACAAAUGCCACCUCUUCUGGGACCAAACGUCACUCCUUCCAGGACCGUGGGACUGUUCAUGGCCAUGGGGUUUUGCCCAUCCAAAAUGCCUGGCACCUUCAGCAUGGGUGUAGGGUCGGACAGAGCCCCCCAUGAUGGGCAGCUGUUGGGGGGGACACGCUGCCCUCCCUGCCCACAGGAAGGGUGAGGGCAUCACCCCAUUCCUCUCUGUUUGUAUUUUCCCCUCAGCUUUCAUUAAACAGCAGUUAAUUCUCUA
Pseudopipra pipra is the source of this 1594-nucleotide messenger RNA. RefSeq names its product interleukin 34 (gene IL34). The transcript is spliced from 7 exons. The record is from RefSeq and is a predicted model, not a curated record. The coding region runs from base 662 to 1219 and encodes 185 amino acids. Gene Ontology annotation, molecular function: macrophage colony-stimulating factor receptor binding. NCBI's taxonomy places the organism in Eukaryota, Metazoa, Chordata, Aves, Passeriformes, Pipridae. Gene Ontology annotation, biological process: positive regulation of macrophage differentiation; positive regulation of protein phosphorylation; positive regulation of cell population proliferation.